Molecule: messenger RNA, 1229 nt
Organism: Phyllostomus discolor (pale spear-nosed bat)
Lineage: Eukaryota; Metazoa; Chordata; Mammalia; Chiroptera; Phyllostomidae
Product: olfactory receptor 4E1
Exons: 2
Coding region: 282-1229 (315 amino acids)
Biological process (GO): G protein-coupled receptor signaling pathway
Cellular component (GO): membrane
Molecular function (GO): G protein-coupled receptor activity; olfactory receptor activity
Source: RefSeq, a predicted model, not a curated record
AGUACAAAAAAUACACCAUUCCUAUACCAUAUCUUCAAUUCACUGGAAACCAAUUCUAGAAAAGCUUAGCACAGAGUUACAUACUCCACAUAUUGAAAAAAAACUGUGACAAUAACAUAGGUACAACAUGUGAUUUUUGCAGAAAUCCUGAAAUAUCUCUGGUAAAAUAUCACCAAAUAUAGCUACUGUGUCUUAUUACAAAAAUUGUGAACAAGACCAAAAGGAAACUCAAGGAUUUUGAACCUCUUCAUAGAAAAAUCAAGGAGUAUCCAACAAAGAAAAUGCAAGAGGCUGGCCUGCUCAAUCAAAGUACUUUAGUGACAUAUUUUAAGCUUCAAGGUUUAUCCGUAAAUCGAAAGGUGCAGGUGGCCAUGUUUGUCAUGGUCCUCAUUCUCUAUGUCCUGACACUGAUUGGGAACAUCCUCAUUGUCAUAACUAUUACCUAUGACCGCCGGCUCCAUACCCCCAUGUAUUUCUUCCUCAGCAACCUGUCCUUUAUUGACGUCUGCCACUCCACGGUCACUGUCCCCAAGAUGCUGAUAGAUACCUGGUCAGAGGAGAAGCUCAUUUCCUUUGAUGCCUGUGUAAUUCAAAUGUUCUUCCUACACCUAUUUGCCUGCACAGAGAUCUUUCUCCUCACUGUCAUGGCCUAUGAUCGCUAUGUGGCCAUCUGCAAACCCCUGCAGUACAUGACAGUGAUAAACUGGAAAGUAUGUGUGCUACUGGCUAUGACCAUCUGGAUGGGGGGGACCAUUCACUCCAUCGCCCUGACCUCCCUCACCAUCAGGCUGCCCUACUGUGGUCCUGAUGAGAUUGACAACUUCUUCUGUGAUGUACCUCAGGUGGUCAAAUUGGCCUGCACUGAUACACACAUCAUUGAGAUUCUCAUCAUCUCCAACAGUGGGCUUAUUUCUGUGGUCUGUUUUGUGGUUCUUGUGGUGUCCUACACUGUCAUCCUGGUGAGUCUGAGGCAGCAGGUCCACAAGGGCAGGUGGAAAGCCCUAUCUACCUGUGCAGCCCACCUCACCGUAGUCACACUGUUCCUGGGACAUUGCAUCUUCAUUUAUUCUCGUCCAUCCAUCAGCCUCCGGGAGGACAAGGUGUUCUCUAUGUUUUUCACUGCUGUCACCCCCCUGCUGAACCCCAUCAUCUAUACUCUAAGGAAUACAGACAUGAAGAAUGCUUUGAACAAGUUAAUGUGUAGGAAGGAGAGGAAAGAAACAAAAUAA